UUAAAGUGCAAUUUUUAGUUAUGAUGUUGAGUAAAUGUCGAAAUAAGUUUGUUUAAUUUUUAGAUGAAUCUGUACUAUUUUAAGCCGCGUAUUCAAAUCUUUUCGUGAUGGCCACAGAUUGGGAGUGUAUUCCCCACUUUUAUGAAGUACACAAAAAUCCAUUACAAAGCCACAUAACUUAUGAGCAUCCAUUGAAGAUACAUGGAGUGACAGUAAUCGAAAGUAAAGGCACCAAACGUUGCUUGAAAGAUAUUCGGAGUAGCUUCAGUAGCGAUAWUAGUUCACGAGCUUCAUCAAGUAUUUCAUUAUCGGCGGAGCCGCUAACUUUGUCUUUGGAUGGAACGGAUCCGCUGUCCCUAUUUGCACGACAAGAACAAGAAAAUAUGGACCCUUUAACACAGCAGAUGGAAAAAAAUGAUAGUAAAAAUUUGGACGAAGAUAAUAUAAGUUGGGGCGCAAAACGUUUGGGGAUAUUGAAUCGUUACACAACGUCAGAAAAACUGUCUAUUUCGACAAGUUUCCUUUCAGCAGCAAGCUCAGGUGGAGAAGGAAUUAAAUCUCAGACCGUAGUCGCCGACAAAGUAAAAUUUCGCCUGGAGCAGCUAGAUGACUUCGAUGAUGCUUCCAUGAGUCACAUGAUUGAUUUAACUCAACAGGAAUAUAUACAACGUAUUGAACAAUUAAAUCAAGAGUUGGUAACGUCAUGGAACGAUGAUCAACGAGUAAAAUCAUUAAAAAUUGUCAUUCAAUGUUCUAAAAUGCUUGCCAACACUUCAGUACUUAGCUUUUAUCCUAGCCAAUUUGUUCUUAUAACUGAUAUUCUUGAUAUGUUUGGAAAAUUGGUCUAUGAGCGACUUAAUAUUAAAGCAAGCAAUAUUAUAGGCGAUGGAGAUAACAGGAAAUUGAAUGAAGCCGAGCCAUUGUAUGAAAACGCUAGAGAAACUUGUCAAAAUUGGUUUUUUAAAAUUGCUUCUAUUCGGGAACUGUUACCCCGUUUAUAUUUGGAAAUGGCUAUACUCAAAUGUUAUGAGUUUAUAUCACCUAAAGAAUUCGAUAAAAAUUUACUUCGUAUUACUAAAAUGAUCCGUGGUAUUGGUGACCCUUUAAUUCAGACAUAUGCACGGUGCUACUUGGUUCGUAUUAGUCUAAAUGUUACGACUAAUAAAGAAUCUAUAAAAGAAAAUUUUAAGGAUUUCUUAAAAAUCUACAACACGAUUUUUAGCGGAGCUGUUCGUUCUGAACUGAAUCGCCAGCGUGUCAACCAUGAAACAUAUUUAUCAUUGUACAGUCCGGCUUUGGAUUUCAUGUUAUUAGCACUUGUUCACAAAAACAGUAUUUACACAGAAGAAAUAAUGAACGAAUGCAAAGGAACAAAAAAUAAUGGACUACUGUUUAUUUCUAUGCUGAAUGUAUUCCAACCAAAGUUCAUUGCUUCAAACGCAUUGGAAUUCGUUAAGUUACUUGCAAGCUCUAACACAGAAGGCAUUUCGAAAGGACACUUAUUCCGCGCCCUUGGCAUUAGUGUCAGCAACUACCCACCACUUCCAGAGCAAAGGUUACAACUUUUAAAUGGUUCUUUUAAUACCAUAGAUACUUUCACCGAUGCAAUUGAAUAUAUAAACUGUAUAGAAACAUGGACACAAUUUAUUGCAAAAAAUUUCUCUAUAACUGUUAUCAAUGAUCUGUUGGGAACAAUAGCCUUACGAGUGAACGCAAGCCGAACAUAUGAAAGAUUUUAUACUCAGUUGCAAAAUAUUUUAGACAAAAUUUUGCAGCAUUUUGAAAAUACGGAGUUGUUGCUCAUUCAGGAAAACUUUUUACCAUACUUAGAUCUUUUUAAGAAAGAUUCAAAUAGGAUAGUCGUAUGUAAAAACAUUCUGAUAAGGUACCACCAAAAAUCCGAAGAUAAUAUCUCGGAUGAAAUUGUGAUCAAUGCGAUAAUGUUUAUUGGAAAGAUUCUCAGUAACUCUGUAACCGCUCAAUCCGUAGAAGAUGAACGCCGACAAAUCUCGCACUUGAUAAGUAGUUUCAUACGUAAAGUUACUUACACAAAAGAUUUUGAACGACAGCUUAGUUUUUAUGUGGACGCUCGUGAAGCUUUCACAGAUUUGGACGCAGUCUAUAUAACAUUGGUAAAUUCUGUAAAUAAGUUAGCCGUUGGGAUACGACAUGUGAUUAAAGGAAAUUAUACUCAAAAAACUGGAGCGUUUGUAAAAGCAUGCAUAGCAUUCUGUUUUAUUUCAAUCCCCAGUAUUACAGCAAUUCAAAAUCAAAUGGACCUAUACUUACUAACCGGUCAGGUGGCGCUAUUGAAUCAAUGUUUAGGACAGGCGGAUGCGUGUUUCGAAGCCGCCCUUCAAUUAGUGAGUAACUUACCACGAUCCGUGGAAACGGAAGGCAAAUCACUGGAUCUGGAGACGUAUUUGGUAUCUUACCUUUGCAACAUGUUAGCAACAUUAGUGGUAGUACCUGAUAGUCCCGAUCAAGGGGUGCUAUAUCUACUCCGUCUACUACUUUCAGUCGUCACUAAAUUCCCCUUCGAUGCUCAGAGCUCUGGACUGGUCAUCGUUUAUUUGCAAGCUCUAGAUAUGUUGUACAUACAAAGUUUGGAAGAAUUUCCUUAUCACAUUCCCGGCGUUGUUUCAAAUGAUGAACUUUAUGGCCAUGAUCAGAAAUAUCUAACAGAAGUCAAUAAUAUAUGCAGUCAAGUCAUUGAUGACAUCUUAGUUCAACUUAAGAUACUGGGUAGCAAACGCCAAUUACGUACGCAGGCCACACUAGCACUAGAUUUAUUUUUACGUAUCAUCCGGUAUGCUAACCUUAGCCGCGAGAAAACUUUCCAACUGGCUGUCAAUCUUUGGCAUCUUGCUGCAAAGGCGGAGUCCCACAUUAACGUUAAGUUAAUUUCGCAUACAAUACAAAAUGUUGAAUACAUCUACGAACAAAUGAAGAACACAAAUACGCAAAAUGCACGGUCAUUAGCGCGGUUGCUGCACCGAAUUCAGACGAAGUAGUUUAAAUUUUUAUGUGUCUUCACAAAUCCCUCAGUUCCACCUAUUGCAAAAUAUACAUUUGCACUUACACUCCUUUAUACAUGUAUGUUUGCCUCAUAUAAGGAAAACAACUUAUAGGAAAUGCGAAUGCAAAGUGUUUGUGCGUUUAUUUUAAAUUGCAAAACUGUUUGAAAUAAAAUAAUUUACA
Bactrocera latifrons is the source of this 3201-nucleotide messenger RNA. Its product is annotated as UPF0505 protein CG8202. Gene Ontology annotation, cellular component: endosome. The record is from RefSeq and is a predicted model, not a curated record. The transcript is spliced from 13 exons. NCBI's taxonomy places the organism in Eukaryota, Metazoa, Arthropoda, Insecta, Diptera, Tephritidae. Gene Ontology annotation, biological process: endocytic recycling. The coding region runs from base 108 to 3014 and encodes 968 amino acids.